Anguilla anguilla (European eel) is the source of this 3686-nucleotide messenger RNA. RefSeq names its product F-box and WD repeat domain containing 2 (gene fbxw2). Lineage: Eukaryota; Metazoa; Chordata; Actinopteri; Anguilliformes; Anguillidae. The record is from RefSeq and is a predicted model, not a curated record. The coding region runs from base 785 to 2197 and encodes 470 amino acids. The transcript has 8 exons. Gene Ontology annotation, molecular function: protein binding.
AGCUACUUUGAUGUCAAACUGAACUUCCUACUACGAAUAACUUCCUGUGGCUUCAGACAGUUCCAACUGAGGCGGUUUUGUAGUUAGGUAACAGUAACACAGCUGGUGAACUGUGUGUACAUUUGUUGUUUUCGUAAAAUCGUACUGUUUAAUUAAUUACGUUAUAUUUUUCAGAUAUUAAGUUAGUUAGCGUAGCUCCCAAGCUAACUGCCCUCGUCCAGUGGCAAUCAAGCUCAAGAAACAAAAGCGGCCUUAGCCUUGUUGCCUGCAUACAACCGAGCUCAAUUUUAUCGUCUCGGGCUGAGUGGACCAACGUGAACAAGCAUUACCGUUUGGUCAGCGGUAUUUUGUGUCACGUAUUUGGGGUGUGGGGGUUGUUCCUCUCAUGCGUUUCCGUAAAAUGUGUUAUCGGUGAAUUAUGAGGAAUGCUAGCUAGCUAGCUAGUCCAAAAUGCUAGCUAGCUAGUUGGCUAGUUAGCAAACUUGGAUCGUUGUUGUCAAACAUUUGAAAAUAGCUAACGUUAAGUCACAAAUGCAUUUGACGUUUUGCUGGCUGGCCGUAUUGCACGAUCCUCAUCUUGUUGGCUAGCUAACCCCCUUUUCGUAGCAAACUACAACUAGCCUUUUCGCUGAGUGAGCCAAGUUAGCUUGCGUAAAUGUUUCUACUGCACGAGUGAAGCAAAGGGUUUUGAAUGUACUUAUCUGCAAACCUUCUCCUGGAAGUUACCCGCUACCACCGAUAGACUACAAGUUCUACGGGAAAUGGUAAACUUUCACGUGAGCUCAUGGAGAAGAAGGCCUUUGAGGGAUGGCUGGAGUCGGUCUCCGCCUCCUUCCUCACGCUAACCGACCAGCAGAAGAACCAGUCGCUGGACCACCUGAUUGGCCUGAGCGGGGCGGCGCAGCUGCGGCACCUCUCCAACAGCCUGGAGACGCUGCUGAAGCGCGACUUCCUCAAGCUCCUCCCCCUGGAGCUCACCUUCUACCUGCUGCGCUGGCUGGACCCCAAGACCCUGCUCACCUGCUGCCUGGUGUGCAAGCAGUGGAACAAGGCCAUCAACACCUGCACCGAGGUGUGGCAGGGGGCGUGCCGCGACCUGGGCUGGCAGAUCGACGAGUCCAUCCAGGACGCCUCCCACUGGAAGAAGGUCUACCUGAAGGCCAAGCUGAGGAUGAAGCAGCUGAAGAACCAGGAGGCCUUCGAGACAUCCUCGCUGAUCGGGCACAGCGCACGCGUGUAUGCCCUCUACUACAGGGACGGUCUGCUGUGCACAGGCUCUGAUGACUUGUCUGCUAAGCUGUGGGACGUGUGCACUGGGCAGUGUAUCUACGGCAUCCAGACGCACACCUGUGCAGCGGUGAAGUUUGACGAGCAGAAGCUGGUGACGGGUUCCUUUGACAACACGAUCGCCUGCUGGGAGUGGAGCUCGGGAGCGAAAAUACAGCACUUCCGCGGACACACUGGCGCUGUGUUCAGCAUAGAUUACAACGAUGAGCUGGAUACUCUGGUUAGCGGUUCAGCCGACUUCUCCGUGAAGGUCUGGUCUUUGUCAGCAGGGGCCUGUCUAAACACCCUUACCGGGCACACAGAGUGGGUCACGAAGGUGGUCUUGCAAAAAAGCCAAGUGGAGUCUCUGAUGCAUAGUCCUGGUGACUAUAUUUUAUUAAGUGCAGAUAAAUAUGAAAUCAAGGUGUGGCCGAUAGGCAGAGAGAUCAACUGCAAGUGCUUGAAGACCCUGACGGUGUCGGAGGACCGCAGCGUGUGCCUGCAGCCCCGGCUGCAGUUCGACGGGCGCUACAUCGUGUGCAGCUCCGACCUGGGCCUCUACCAGUGGGACUUCGCCAGCUACCAGAUUCUCAGUAAGCCAGCAGCAGGGGAGUUGUUGAAGUGGUCGCAUGUGUCAGAACGGGUUAUCAAAACGCAGGAUUCCGCCAACCUGUCCUUGCUGAGUUUUGGAGAAGUUUUUGCCCUCUUGUUUGACAACCAUUACUUGUAUAUUAUGGAUCUGAGGACAGAGACAAUAACGGGCCGCUGGCCUCUGCCCGCCUACAGGAAGUCCAAAAGAGGAUCCAGUUUCCUGCCCGGUGUGACUUCCUGGCUGAACGGGCUGGAUGGACAGAAUGACUCUGGGCUGGUAUUUGCCACGAGCAUGCCUGAUCAUAGCAUUCAUUUGGUACUGUGGAAGGAGAAUGGGUAGAUGCCGGAAAUGCCCUGGUGUGUUCAAAACACAAAAUCUGAAUAGGUAAAAAUCGAUUGGUGCUGCUUAUUUCGAAUAUGUGGCCAUGAAGUCAAGAUACUGCAUGAACCAAAGUUUUGCAAAAAAAAAACCUGCUGCACACACAAAAAAAAAACAUGAAAAAAACCACACACACAAGAAGCAUUGUGCAACUCCCAGCUUUGUAGGCAGUGUAAACGGGUGAAUACAAGCCAGUCAGCAUGUGCAGACCACAACCAUGUUACAAAAACAUAGCACCUGCUGCGUGUACGGCAUUUUUAUUCUUUUAUAAUUUUUUGCAAAAAAAAAAAAAAAAAGUCAAUGAAAAGUAAAACAUUAUCACCAACUUGUUUGUGAGGAAACCUGCGUCUGUUCUCAACACCUUUGAAUUCAUUUUCUUUUUGAAAUCAUUUUAUAGCAGAGGUGCAGUUAAAACUGUUGGUUUGCUUGGUCGACUCAGAAUGAGUCUGAGGUAAGUCUCCAGACCUAUGAACUCUAACUGGAGUAUUCCCUGUUCUCCCACCACCGCCACUGAUGUGUUGGAAAUAUUUCAUUAAAAUGGCAAAUGUUAUAACUGUGACUUGGAAAACAGAUCAAACAGCCUGCAUCGUAAAACUCACAACCCUCCCCAAUCAUAUGCUUUAUUAACAUACAUGUGUAUGUGUGUGUCCUCUGGUUAGGUUUCAAGGUAUUAAAGUCACCUUAAGUUUAUCAAAUUUAAUUUCAGUGUUUUCACUUUUAAUUAACAUCUCCAGUGUGAGCAAUGGUAUUACAAUUAGAUUUUUGGGUUUUAACAGUUUAUUUAAAUGAACACGUCACGCACUAUACCCACCAGUGCAGAAUAAGGGUAAUUUGUUUGGUCGGUUAGCUCUUAAGACCAUGUGUGACACGAGUAAAUGGCUCAUGUUUUUCCCAUUGACACUUGUUUAUAUAAUCCUGCACAGGCAAUCAGCGCAGUCGACGGCCUCAGUAAGUUCUGGCAGAUUUUCCAUGGUUUAGAACGGGGAGGGAAAGUACUGUGCCAUAUAGUUUUGUCUUCCUGAAUUUCACCAUUAUUGCAAUAUUUUUUUAAAGGCACCCCUACAUGAUGUACUGUGUAUCUGUGUGUGAGCAGUACAUAUUUACAGCAAUAUGUGAGUAUUUGUACAUAUGCAUACAAGUACUUGUAUAUUAAUGUGUAACGCAGGUGUGCGUGUUUUGUGUAUGUGCACUUGCAUAUGCACCCAAGUGUACACAGCAGUGGACAAAACCAUAGCGUCACCCGUUUUUAAUGAGGUGUAUAAAUCUGGAAGUGAAUGAACUAAUAUAAAACUGUUGUGUAUAUUGUGUUGUGUCAGCUGACUCGUACUAUAUCAGUUGUCCAAUCAUAUGGAAUGCUCAAACCGGGCACCGGCUUUGCACAAGGGCAUCUCUUCCUUUGGCCUAGGAACAGUUCUUUUAAUGCGUUUGAAUAAAUGGUAUCAGGAUUCCA